AUGUCAGAUACCGCUCCUACUUCUCCCCUCUCUUACGCCGCCGGGGCGUCCAUCACUUAUGUCACCUACAUGGCGUUACUCGCCAGUGGGGUGGCCAUCGCCUUUUGGGGUAACAACUCCAAAUCAUCGUUUUUAGCCGCCAACAAGACCCAAAAAGCUUUGCCUUUGGCCCUCAACUUCCUCGCUAGUGGUAUGUAUCAAUCCAUUUAA
Saccharomycopsis crataegensis is the source of this 210-nucleotide messenger RNA. RefSeq lists its product as uncharacterized. The record is from RefSeq and is a predicted model, not a curated record. The transcript has a single exon. Lineage: Eukaryota; Fungi; Ascomycota; Saccharomycetes; Ascoideales; Saccharomycopsidaceae. Bases 1 to 210 code for a protein of 69 amino acids.